This is a messenger RNA of Impatiens glandulifera, 3097 nucleotides long. Its product is annotated as protein MICRORCHIDIA 7. Gene Ontology annotation, cellular component: nucleus. The coding region runs from base 167 to 2695 and encodes 842 amino acids. The record is from RefSeq and is a predicted model, not a curated record. Gene Ontology annotation, molecular function: ATP hydrolysis activity. NCBI's taxonomy places the organism in Eukaryota, Viridiplantae, Streptophyta, Magnoliopsida, Ericales, Balsaminaceae. The transcript is spliced from 20 exons.
UAAGAAAACGAAUUGAUUCGGCUGCCGAAUUGAAAUAGGUCCCUCCUUCUUCAUAUAGAAAAUUUUUCCAGAUUCGUCGCUUGAUAUUCUCCCCUGUUGCUAGUUUGUAUUUCGCGCUGUUUCUUUCUUUCUCUGAAAGUUUCAUACAAUUCGAACCAGCAGCUCCAUGAAGUCGACUGUCAAAUCGUCGGAGCCUGUUAAUCUCAUCGACCUCAGCACUAGCAGUAGCGAUAGUUUCUCCGAUUCCGACGUUUCUUCUUCGGCAACUUCAGGAGAAGAUUUAUUAACCAAUAAACGCUCUAGGGUUUCCACCGGGGACCAAGGAGGAGGAACAACCUCUAAGAAGAAAACCAAAACUAAAAAGAAAAAGAAGGAUUUUCAUUCUGUCUUACCGGCUGAUUUUCUUCAACCUCUUCCUAAAAAGAAUUCCUCUCUUCCUCUGGGUAUCCCGGGGAACGCAAAUGCUGAGGCUAGUUCGUCUUCUCAGAUCCAGGGUUGUAAGCAGUUUUGGAAGGCUGGGGAUUAUGCAGGAACGAAAUCUGCCGAUUUGGAUUUCAAUUCUGGUGGAAUGGACCAUGUUCGAGUUCACCCCAAAUUCUUACAUUCAAAUGCAACCAGUCAUAAAUGGGUUCUGGGUGCAUUUGCAGAACUCCUGGACAAUUCACUGGACGAGGUCUCAAGUGGAGCUACAUUUGUGAAAGUAGACAUGGUCAUCAAUAGGAAAGACAGUAGCAGAAUGUUAUUAAUUGAAGAUAAUGGUGGUGGCAUGGAUCCAGACAAAGUGAGGCAAUGCAUGUCUUUGGGAUAUUCACAUAAAAGCAAGAAUGCAGAUACUAUUGGUCAAUAUGGUAAUGGUUUCAAGACAAGUACUAUGAGGCUCGGAGCUGAUGUUAUUGUAUUUUCACGCUGCGGUGGUCAAGAGGGCAAGAUGCCUACUCAAAGCAUUGGCCUGUUAUCUUACACAUUCUUGACAAGCACCGGAAAGGAAGAUAUUGUAGUUCCUUUGGUCGACUACCAGAAAGGAGUAAAGGGGUGGGACAGGAUGACGAGGUCUUCCACUGCUGACUGGCAUAAAAACUUGGAAACUAUAAUCCGGUGGUCUCCUUUUGCAAGUGAAGAAGAUCUCCUUCGUCAGUUUUCUCGAAUGAAAGAUCAAGGUACAUGCAUUAUAAUAUAUAAUCUAUGGGAGGAUGACCAAGGGACGUUAGAGCUUGAUUUUGAUGCUGAUCCACAUGAUAUACAAAUCAGAGGGGUAAAUAGAGAAGAGAAGAAUAUACAGAUGGGGAAACAGUUUCCAAAUUCCAAGCAUUUCUUGACAUAUCGGCAUUCAUUCAGGAGCUACGCAUCAAUUCUCUAUCUCAGAGUUCCACCUGCUUUCCGCAUUAUUCUUCGUGGUCGAGAUGUUGAACACCACAACAUCGUGAAUGACUUGAUGAUGACCCAGGAGGUUACUUACCGUCCAAAUCCCGGUACUGAUGGAGUGCAAAAGGAUUCCAAUGUAAUGAUAGUUGCUAGACUUAAUAUUAUAUUAAGUGCUUUUAGGGAUUUGCAUUUUCUAAUACAUAUUUUAUUUACACAUGGUAAUCAGAUGGUUGCUGUUGUGACUAUUGGGUUUGUGAAGGAUGCAAAGUCUCAUAUUGAUGUCCAAGGCUUCAAUGUCUAUCACAAAAAUCGGCUCAUUAAGCCAUUUUGGAGAUUGUGGAAUCCUGCUGGAAGUGGUGGUCGUGGAGUUAUAGGAGUAUUAGAAGCCAAUUUUGUUGAGCCGGCUCAUGAUAAGCAAGGAUUUGAAAGAACAACUGUGCUCUCAAGGCUUGAGUCUAGACUAAUACAGAUGCAAAAAACCUAUUGGACAAAAAACUCUCAUAAGAUAGGUUAUGUCUCCCGCAACAAAGAUGAAGGAGAUGGUAGAGAAAGCUCACCUGAAUACAAUCCUGGAUCGACACCUCGUCCUAAACAGGUAAGCAAAAAAUCUGAAGUACAUGGUAAAAUAAGUGCCAAGGAUAAAGGGAAAGCACAUAUGCUCAAUAAAGGAGACGAUAGUGUACAGAACCAGCGCCAGCACCAAAGAUCUAGGAAUGAUUUGACCUUGUUGCCUCCACCAUCACCAUUGUCUUCUCGACGUGAAGGGGGUAGUGAUGACAUCAUACCUGCGAAUGAUUAUGCACUAAUCCUCCGGUUGCCUGAUGUCGAAGACAUCUUGCCUGUUGCUGCCAGGCCUUUGGGAAGUGACAACUCUCCUACAGUUAGGUCAACAACUUCAAGCUUUGGAAACAGAGGAACUGAUCAAGAUUGUGAAUCGAAUGCCAUACCUACUUCAGUCAUCGAUCUUAAACAGGGUUUUUCAAAUGGAAAUGGCGAGUUAGAACGGUUGAGAGAAGAGAAUCGGCAAUUGAAAGAAAGAUUAAAAAGAAAGAAAGAUGAAAUCAUUGGUGAUUAUGUGCGGGAUUUGCAGCUUGAGAAGAACAAAAGUAAAGAUUUAGAAGCAAAGCUUGAGGAGUCAAACAAGAAGAUUCUGGAGAUGAACAAGGAGCAGCAAUCAUUAAUUGAGAUUUUCUCAGAAGAGAGAGAGCAACGUGAUACAGAAGAGGAGAAAUUGAGAGAGAAGUUAAAGGAUCUGCAGGACAAGCUUACAAGGUUGGAAGAACAACAACGAGUAAUCAAACGUGGGGAACCGAGUAAAAAGAGAAGAAAGUAGUAGCAGUUUAUGAAGAUGUUUUAUUGUUUGAGAGAUGCAGUUAUAUAGUAGGAAUCCACGAUGCGUACUACAUUUUCUCGAAAAUCUUUGAUAAAUUUAACAUCUCCCUUCUCAAAAAUCUUUGAUAAAUUUAACAUCUCCCUAUGUAGGAUUCAAACCUACAUAUUUUGUGAUGAGAUGUUUACUACAUUAUAUAAAACUGUUUUACAGAUUUAACAUCUCCCCAGGUAGGAUUUGAACCUACAUAUUUUGAGAUUUAACAAUUCCCCAAGUAGGAUUGUUAUCUGCAUGUUUUGCAGGGUGAUGCUUGUUAGAACUUUUAACAGAUUUAACAUUUCCCUAAGUUGGAUCGGAAUUUUGGAACCUACAUGCUUUCCAUAUUACAUUCUUUGGAAUCCUUAA